AUGCCACCAAUUCGCUCUGAAUCUCGGCAGAAAUUGGCCAAUCAAGAGGGCAAGAUCCUAUUAACCCUUUCUGAUAUCAAAAAUGGCCGCGUUAAAUCUAUCCGCGCGGCAGCGAAGCUAUACGAAAUACCUCACACAACCUUAGCCGACCGCGCGAAAGGUGUACUUGCACGCGUUAAAUCUCGCCCAUCUCGCCUGAAAUUAACCCAAUUAGAAGAGGAUUCGCUUACUGAAUGGAUACUCUCUAUGGAUUCACGCGGUGCAUCCCCUAGACCGGCUACCGUGGGAGUAAUAGCCAAUAUCCUACUUGCUGCGCGCGGUAGCUACCCUCCGCCUACUAUUGGAAAGAAUUGGCCAUCAACCUUUAUUAACCGCCGUCCUGAGCUUCGUACACGCUUCUCGCGAAGAUACGAUUACCAAAGGGCACUAAACGAAGAUCCGAAAUCGAUUCGGCAGUGGUUCGCGACCGUACAAAGUGUGAUUGACGAGAACGGUAUACAACCGGAGGAUAUCUACAACUUUGAUGAGACAGGCUUUGCAAUAGGCCUUAUAUCUUCGCAGAAAGUAGUCACAAGGGCUGAAUACUACGGUCGGAGAUCUCUUCUACAACCAGGAAAUCGCGAAUAG
Messenger RNA from Penicillium oxalicum, 627 nucleotides. RefSeq lists its product as uncharacterized. The transcript has a single exon. Gene Ontology annotation, cellular component: nucleus. Lineage: Eukaryota; Fungi; Ascomycota; Eurotiomycetes; Eurotiales; Aspergillaceae. Bases 1 to 627 code for a protein of 208 amino acids. The record is from RefSeq and is a predicted model, not a curated record. Gene Ontology annotation, molecular function: DNA binding.